Molecule: messenger RNA, 747 nt
Organism: Lactuca sativa (garden lettuce)
Lineage: Eukaryota; Viridiplantae; Streptophyta; Magnoliopsida; Asterales; Asteraceae
Product: 25S rRNA (cytosine-C(5))-methyltransferase NSUN5
Source: RefSeq, a predicted model, not a curated record
AUGAUUCCCGAUUUAUUAGUGCUUCCACCAACUACUGAUUUGCACAAUCAUCCUUUGGUCACAAACAGAAGUGUAUUUAUGCAAGGUAAGGCAAGUUCCAUGGUGGCAGUUGCCCUUGGGCCUAAACCAGGGUGGGAAACAUUAGCCUCCGAAGGGGAAGUUGUUGACGAUUUGUUUUCUGCUUAUAUGAAUCUUGAAAAUCGUGACACAUUAAACUCUUCUGGAACUGACGAUAAACAAGGAACUGAGAAUCGUGUAGAUUUAGAUAGUCGAGCUAGUGGAACAAAAACAAAUGGAGGUGAUAGCAGUGAUAAUGAAGCUACAAGUAGUGUUAAUGAUAAAGGGAUUAAACGGAGUGCAGGUGGAGACAUUGCUCCAACAACAAGGCAUUAUAGAAGUGUGUCAAUGGAUAGUUUUAUGGGGAGGAUGAACUUUGCUGAUGAAUCACCUAAGCUUCCUCCUUCUCCUGUAGGGCAUAUUGGUCAAUUAUCCCCAACUAAUUCAAUCGACUCAAAUUCAAAUACAAAUACGUUUAGUUUGGAGUUUGGAAAUGGUGAGUUUACAGGGGCUGAGCUCAAGAAAAUCAUGGCUAAUGAGAAACUUGCAGAGAUUGCUUUAUCUGAUCCCAAACGAGCCAAAAGGAUUUUGGCAAAUCGACAAUCUGCUGCAAGAUCAAAAGAGAGGAAAAUGUGUUACAUUACAGAAUUGGAGCACAAGGUUCAAACUUUACAGACUUAAGCAACCUAA